AUGACUCGGUAUACGAAAUUAGACGGGCGCCGCUCCGUUGCGUAUGGUCCUAGUGACAUGGACCGUGAAGAUGUAACUCCCGAGAAGCCGAGAGAACUAUGCGGACCUCAAGACAUGCCUGAUCCGAAGGCUCUCCUGAAACGUGCCAAGCUCUUACGACUCAAGGCCAAGAAAGCCAAGUCGGAGGCCAGUCGCGACAAGUUCUUGGCACAGGCUAAAGACGUGGAGCGACAAAUUCCAUCAGCCAACGGUGCUCGUGGCCUACUUGGUAGGCGGAACGGCCGCGAACGCCAGCUUCGCGGUCCAAAGUCCAAUCUAGACCCCGACCAACGAUCUGCGUUUCGACGCAUGAAACGUGCAGAAGAGCGCAAAAGCAGCACUCGGUGUUUUGUGUGUCGUGAGCUCUCACACGCUGCGAAAGACUGCCCUCAUGCCAUUGGUGAGGGUGCCCAGGGCAAGGACACAGUGGGCUUAUGUUUCCGGUGUGGCAGUACUGAGCACACACUAUCCCAGUGCCGCCGGCCGCAUACGGACGGCGAGCUCCCAUUUGCCACUUGCUACAUCUGUUCCAACAAAGGCCACCUGGCGUCCAAGUGCCCACAGAACCAAGGCCGAGGCGUAUACCCAGAUGGUGGUGAAUGCAAGGUGUGUGGCUCAGUCGAGCACUUGGCAAAAGACUGUCCGAAGGACCCACGCCGCGUAACACAUGCAUCGACCGUCGAGGCGGGUGGCGUUGGCAUCUUGGAUGAUGCCUCGCAUGCGGGUGCAGACGACGACGAAUUUCACCUUCUGGCUCAGCAACGUCGUCAGCGUCCAUCACAAACACGCCCGAGACCGACGGGGAAGGUGGUUCGUUUCUAG
Malassezia restricta is the source of this 861-nucleotide messenger RNA. RefSeq names its product zinc finger CCHC domain protein 9. NCBI's taxonomy places the organism in Eukaryota, Fungi, Basidiomycota, Malasseziomycetes, Malasseziales, Malasseziaceae. Bases 1 to 861 code for a protein of 286 amino acids. The transcript has 2 exons. Gene Ontology annotation, molecular function: nucleic acid binding; zinc ion binding. The record is from RefSeq and is a predicted model, not a curated record.